This is a messenger RNA of Medioppia subpectinata, 459 nucleotides long. Lineage: Eukaryota; Metazoa; Arthropoda; Arachnida; Sarcoptiformes; Oppiidae. The record is from the annotation of a GenBank genome assembly.
AUGUCAAAUUUGAUGUAUGGCUCGGAAAUGCUCGCCUCAGCCAUACCUCAAGCUAUACCUCCAGAAUCGCAAACUAUAUUAGAAACAGUGGCCAAAGGAGGAGAGGCCGACAAUGAGGGCCAACACAUCCUAUCGUUUGCUAUCGCAGACGCCGGUGAUUGUAGUCGUGGAGACUUGACUCCAGUCACCAAUUGUUGUCUUAAGAAGAGGUGUUACGAAAAUGUUUUGCCCAAAACACAGAACGAUCUCUUCAACUGCUUUUGGCGAAUCGGAGACUACGCUAAACAGAACUACUUCUUAGUGGGACUAAUGGCCGCUCAAACUCCUAAACAGGUAACGAGUCGUCCUCUCAAGAAGAAUAAGAGCUUGAGUUGGAAGUAUUGGGUUGACAUCCGGGGCCGCAAAGUGCAGGUCUGUAAGGGUUUCUUUCUGGCCGUGUAUGGCGUGUCCGACAAAAGG